CGUUUUUACCUCGCUGGUUUCCAAAAUUCUCUCCCCAUUUUCAAAUUUUCCCGAAAGUGAGCGCUCGCGUAAAGGUUUGAAUUGAAAUCGGAGAGCGAACGAAGAGAUGGAGGAGUACCUGCAGUACAUGAAGACUCUCCGGUCUCAAAUGACUGAUGUGGAGGAUCACGCGGCGAAGGUCUCCGUCGAGGAACAGAUGCAAAUUACCACAAUCAAUACCUUGGAGAAAGAUCUCGAUCAUGCAUUGUCUGAGACGAAGAGGCUAAAAGAAGAGACUGAUCAGAAAACGAGGACGAAAGGCGAAAUAUGCUCACAUAUACUUCAAAAGCAGAGAAAAAUUUCGUCAUUGGAAUCUGAUUCAGCAAAUCUUGCACAGAGCCUGAAGCUUAUUCUACAAGAACGAGACAGUUUGUCAGCCAAACUUGUAUCGAAAAGUUCUAACUAUGUAAAGACGGCAGAAGAAGCUAGAACCAAACUAGAGGAGCAAAAGGGCUGGUUUGUUUCCCAUAUGAGCAAUGAAACUGGUCAACAAGGACAGAAAGAAGAAACAAGGAAACAACUAAUGGAACUAUCCGAUUCUGUUAGAGCAAAGCUUGAUCAAGCAAAACAGAUGAGAAUCAACCUUAUAGAGGAAAACUCGAAGAUCAAGCUAUCAAUUGAGCAUGUGAAGCACAAGAUUAAUGAGUUUAAGCCAGAGUUAAUGUCAGUGGAUAUAAAGAUUCUAGAAGAGGAAUACACAGCACUCUUGUCAGAUGAAUCAGGAGAGGCAGAGUAUUUACAUUCGCUGCAGAGUCAGGCUGAGAAGCUGAAGGGAAUUUCUUUCAUUACUAAAUGUGGUUGUGGAGAGGAAUACAGUGUUGGUCUCUGAACCAAAAAGUAGCUUUAUGUGCUACUUCUUUAGCAGGCUGCAGUUUUUUUCUAAUCUUUUACAGUUUACAGAUUAUGUUAUGUAAGUCUCACUAUAAGCAUGAGAAGAGCGUUCUUUGUACUGUGUAAAGUAUCAAAAACAAAUGUAUCAGAACAAACCAGUUCUGGCGGUUUAUUCUUUCUUAUUCUGCGAGAAAGUAUAAGAAAAGAUAGUUUUACAAUUUUCACCAGCUUAACGGAAACUGAUA
Messenger RNA from Thlaspi arvense, 1115 nucleotides. NCBI's taxonomy places the organism in Eukaryota, Viridiplantae, Streptophyta, Magnoliopsida, Brassicales, Brassicaceae. The record is from the annotation of a GenBank genome assembly.